CACAUAAUCCCUGCAGACCCAGCCCUGCUGCUGUCACACAUUUCAGUGAUGUCACAGCUCCCCUGCCUGGCAGCUCCUGCGGCACCAUCUGACGCCCAGCCUGAGUGCUGACUGGACUGAGAGGAGCAAGGGGCACACAGUGCCUGGUCCAGUUUCGCUCCUUCAGUCCAAGGACUCACAGCCCCAGCAUGUGUCCAUCAGCAAAGAAGAAGCCCAAGAACGGAGUGGUUUCCAAGAUGGAAGACGAGAAAGUGCAGGACAAGAUAAAGCAGCCUGUCCACAAAGCAAUUGAGCGGAACCGACUUAAAAUGGUGUUACGAAAUUUGUCACUCUUGAAGCUAUUUAAGAGCUCAAACAGCCGGAUCCAAGAACUACAUAAUCUGGCCAGAAGGUGUUGGAAUUCAAUGAUCAGAUUUCCGAAGAUCUUCCGUGUCUCCUCUGGGGAAAGCAGCGUUUGCAAUACAGUAAAACAAAACAAUGAAAAGUUCCAAGAAGCUCCGUGUCUUGAAAAGAACCUAGAAUGCAAGAAAGUAGAGUCCACAGGGGAACCGAAGGAGGAUCCGGAGAUAAGCAGCACAGAAAAAGAUUCACCUGCAACAGUACCAAGGAAAAAAGAGCAGACGGAGCCUGCCCUCCCAAGGGCAUCAAAGGGUCACGGCCUGAACACUGGAGCCCAGGGGAGGCAUCCAGCCACGAGGGGCCCCCCAGUUGUUCUUUCCAAGACCUACAGCUACCGAACUCCCAUGGGGGAUAUGAGGCAGCUGGAUGUGAACGGCCAGUACACUUGGUUUGAGGGGCUGCCUACGCGAAUCCACCUCCCGGGGCCCAGGGUCUUGUGCAGAGCCUCCCAGCUACGCCGCGUCAAGCGCCGCUGUACCCGCUUCUGCUCUGCAUCGCUUGAAGUGCCUAUGUACCGUUCAUACAAGUCGUGUCAUCUCCCUCUGGAACAUCAUCAUAACUCUCCAAACCCUGAAUUCCAGCCAGAAUUUCUUGAGAUUCCAUUUCCCGUGGAACCACUAGCCCUUUUCUGGCAUGCCCAGCAAUACAGCUCUCCUUAAAUGAGCACCGCUUGUCCAUGUCACCUGCACGCUGGCAGGCAACAAGGCCGUCAGUGAUUUCAUCCCUUGAAUUCUUCACCCAACUCACCACCUCUUGCAGGUGAGGCUUCAUGAAGCUUCCAUUGAAUUAACUGAAGACUUAUGAGACGGGAAUGGCAACAAAAAUGACAGUGCAGGGUGAUGGGCUGCACAAAAGUGAAAAAAUUACAGGCACCAAAAUCCAGAAAGCAUUUUUUUAUUUCGCACAUAUGCAUUAAGUACACCCAUUACAACACAUGACUUACUGAAUUACGAAGAUUUGUAUGUCCUUCACAAUC
Fukomys damarensis (Damara mole-rat) is the source of this 1375-nucleotide messenger RNA. RefSeq names its product TP53 target 5 (gene Tp53tg5). Bases 189 to 1058 code for a protein of 289 amino acids. The record is from RefSeq and is a predicted model, not a curated record. NCBI's taxonomy places the organism in Eukaryota, Metazoa, Chordata, Mammalia, Rodentia, Bathyergidae. The transcript has 5 exons.